GAAGCAUGCGCACGUGAGUUGACCACGCCCCUAUUUCCAUGCCCUGAAGCAGCGCGCCAUUUUGUUCAUCUUCUGGCUGCAGCGAGCGGCUUCAACUUACUCUCGGAAUGUAUGGACAAACUGAACCUCAGGAACUUGGUGUCUAUUUCAAUGGAUGGGCCCAAUGUGAAUUGGAAACUCUUCGACCUUUUCCAGAAAGAUCAAGCUGAGCAGUACGGAAGUGAGGAGUUUAUAAUGCUAUUACUGUGUGUGUGGGUCUUCAGCUCGUUUGUGUGGGGAGCUGUGGCCUACACACGCUACACAACUCCUUCAAGUGUGGGUUCACUGUAUGGCAGCUGGACAAAUUGCUGAGAGCAAUGCACACAUUGUUUCACAAUACGCCUGCCAGGAGAGAGGAUUACAUCACCGUAACCAAGUCCAGUGUGUUCCCUCUAUCUUUCUGUGCCCAUCGUUGGGUAGAAAACCUUCCGGUUGUGGAGAGAGCCCUGGCAGUCUGGCCAUCAUUUCUCCUGUACAUGGAAGCUGUGAAAACAAAGAGACUCCCGAACCCUGGAACAGCAUCAUAUGACACAGUUGCAGCAGCCAUAAAGGAUCCACUCGUCUUGGCCAAAUUGCAGUUCUACGCAGCAAUUGCCAGGACCUUCAAUCCCUUCCUGAAAAAAUAUCAGACGGAUGAGCCUGUGCUCCCAUUCCUCCCCAAAGGACCUGACCGAGUUGAUGAUGUCUACUCAGACGCUUCAUAAAGAGAGACGUACUACACGAUAUCACUGCCCUGCAGCUGACCAAACUGGAUGUCACAGACAAGACCAUCUGGCUCAGCCCACAAGACAUCAGCAUUGGUCUAGGUGCAGAGUCAGUCCUUAAGAGAAUCAAAGGUGCAGAGCUCAGGGUGCUCGAGUUCAAGAGAGUGCAUGCAGGGACUGAGUAACAUGAUCAAGAAAGUGCAGGACAAGAGCCCCCUCAAGUAUCUGACUGUUAGGCAGAUGGUGUGCCUGAAUCCGUCAGUAAUGUAUAGAGAACCAGAAAGAGGCAGGAAUCACAUGAAAGGGCUGGUUCAAAGGUUUCUCCAGGACAAACAGCUUACUGAUACUUCUUCGGGGGAUGUCAUACUGCAGCAGUUUGACAGUCUCCUUUCCUUGGAGAGCCGGAGUGAGGACUUCCUCUCCUUUCAAACCAUGCAGACGAGGCUGGACAUCUUCCUGAGCAGCGCCAUGGAGCCUUAUCCCGAGCUGUGGGCCUUCUGCAAGAAGCUGCUCAUCCUCAUCCACGGUCAAGCUACAGUUGAGCGUGGAUUCUCAAUCAAUAAAGAGGUGGAGUCUGAUAACUUGGCGGAGGAUACUGUGGUCACACGGAGACUGGUGUGUGACUACAUCAUACAACAUGGAGGUGUUACCAAGGUUCCACUCAGUAAACCGCUACUGGAAAGUGUAGCAAGGGCAAGGACAAGGUAUCGUACCCAUCUGGAGACCAAAAGAAGGAACAGGGAGGCAAAAGACCAGGCUCUCAAGAGGAGGGAAGCAGAGGACUGUCUUGAGGAGCUGAAGGUUAAGAGGAGACGUGUACAGGAGGUAUCUGAGGGUCUGGCUAGGGAUGCGGACAAGAUGGCUGAGGAGGCUGAAGCGAAGGCAGGGAGCAAGAUGGCUGGCCUGAUCACCAGGUCAAACAUUCUGCGGAGAGGCCAUAAGGAGAAGUUGGCAGAACUGGCUCUCCUUGAUAAAGAGAUCGCUGCUAAGAGUGCAGAGCUUAGGAGUUGACUGUGUGAUCAUAAUUUUAUUUAUUGUUGAGUUGAUUUUCAUUGUUUAUUGUUGAGGAGUCUGUGCUGUUGGCGUAAGUACUCACCACUAUGCUGCAAUGUUCCAUCAUUCCAUAAUGCUUUACAGUCCACAUUUUCACAUUUGUUGAAAUAAAUGAACAAAUUUUGAACAAACGUUGUCGGUAGGUCUGUGAAAUAGGCCGUGAAAUAGGUAUUAAUUUUUAUAUAAGUGGUCUUAAAAGGGACUUAAAAAGACUUGAAUUUGACUUGAACAAACCUGUAGGAACCCUGUAAUAAAAUAACCUCAAACAGC
Messenger RNA from Gadus morhua (Atlantic cod), 2066 nucleotides. RefSeq lists its product as uncharacterized. The record is from RefSeq and is a predicted model, not a curated record. Bases 912 to 1754 code for a protein of 280 amino acids. The transcript is spliced from 8 exons. NCBI's taxonomy places the organism in Eukaryota, Metazoa, Chordata, Actinopteri, Gadiformes, Gadidae.